Molecule: messenger RNA, 2170 nt
Organism: Prorocentrum cordatum
Lineage: Eukaryota; Dinophyceae; Prorocentrales; Prorocentraceae
Source: the annotation of a GenBank genome assembly
AUGGUCAACGCCAGGCCGUGCCUGGAGGGGGCCAAGAGGUACGUCAAGCUCUACGUCGACGACACCACGCUCCACCUGCAAGGUGAGCGAGAGGCGGUGGUGCACGAGGCGGAGGAGUCGGCGACGGCAUACAUUCAGGCAGCCGAGGCAGAAGGCCUCCCUCUGUCGCUCACCACGCACAAGAACGGCGUCACAAAGAAGGGCAAGAGCUAUGUUUACACGGCAGACAAGAAGGCCAAGCCCAAGUUCAAGCUCUGGGCGAAGGACUGGGGCCUGGAGAUACAAGAUCAGGGCGUGCAGCUGGGCGUGGACUUCACGGGCGGUGUUGGUGCACAGCGGCGGCCCGAGCAGAAGGAGCGCGUAGAGGUCAUGGUCACUAGGGGCACCAAGCUGAACAUCCUUCAGAAGCAGGGCGCCAGCAUUGGCACGGCUAAGGUAGCCAAGCUUGGAUUCUUGCCGUCCGUACGCUACGGGGUGGCUUGUGCUGGAGCGCCGCCGAAGCUCAUCGAGAGGGCUCGCAUCAACAUGUCGAUGGCACUGAGUGGCGAGGCCAUGGGCAAGGAUCGCACCUUGCGCCUGUGGCUCGAGGAAGCCGAUCCAGCGGUGAGCCUCACCAUUCGCACAGUGGUGAAGUGGGCAGAGGUGGUAUGGAGUCGGGCCAUGGACGAGGAGGCUAUGGUCGCGGCAUGGAGGAAGGCGUCAGCGCGGCUGGCCACGACAGGCACGGUGGCAUGGUCGGCACUCAAAGGACCUGCAGAGGCAGUCCUGGGGACCCUGCGCGACCUCGGCUGGUCAUGGCCUGCGCCGUGGACGCUGCUCACACCAGCGGGCGACCAGGUGUCAUUGCACACGGUGGCGCCCAAGACGGUCAGGCACAAGCUGGAGAGGGCCAUCGAGCGGCAGGUCUUCACCAAGUGGGCCACAGAGAAGGGCAUCGCCGAGGAGGUACCGAUGCCGUUUUUGGAGCCCGUGAGGGCGCUGCUCAAGAAGCGCAGGUCGGCUGCGCAUCAAGGCGCCAUCAAGGCCUACGUGGGGCAGGACUACUGCGCGCAGGCCAAGCUCCAGCAGCGCGGCACGGUAGCAGACGGCAUGUGCCAGCGGUGCAUGCGCGCGCUAGGCGCUCAGAGGCACCGCUCCGGGCGAUGCGAGGCCCACGAGGAGAGCAGGGCCAAGUUCGCAGACAAGCAUGCGGGCAUCGUGCAGCGCAUGGCGGGUUCAGGCGAGAGCUUGCAGCUCAACUGCGGCCUGGUGGCGCGCCCCAUCCAGGACAUAGGGGGCGACGCCCAGAUCGACCAGUGCCACUCGGUCAACGCAGAGGGCGACGACGCCAGCGAGGACGACGUCAUGCCGUUUAUCUCGGGGGUCUGCUUCACUGACGGCUCGGGAAAAGGCGCCAACUCGCUCAAGGGCGAUGGCUGGGGCUACAUGUGGUUUGAGGCGCCGCCGGGCGGAGGCCAGUGCACGGCGCUUGGAGGAGCGCGCGGGAGCCUGCCAGGAGUACGAGCUGAUCUGUCGGUGGGGCGGGCUGAGCUCCAGGCCAUCUGGCACGCCCUGAGCAGGGCCACGGCCCCCACCAUGCUGGUCGCCGACUACGAAAUGGCGGUGAGAGGCAUGGGGAGGGGCCGACAGUGGUGCACGGCGCCGCAGAGGAGUAAUUGCGACAUUUGGAUGCGCAUUUGGAACGUUGUGGAUGAGACCUUCCCGAACAUGGAUGGCCUCACGGUGGCGCAUGUACGGUCGCGUGGCAGAGGGCAGAACGCGUUCCAUGUGCACGGCAACAAGAUCGCCGAUGAGCUGGCGGUCAAAGGUGCGCAGCUGGCCAUGCCGCCACAGUGGCAAAUCGACGUUUGGCAGGACCGCUGGAAGACAGUACAGCAGGUGCUGGCCUUCGUGGCAGACAUGGCAGUGGAGGUCGGCGACUUCGGGGACGUCGCGCUGCCCACCAAAGAGGAGGCACGGGCGCGGCGCCGACGAGAGGCCCAGCCGCGAGGACGGCAACCCGAGGCCGACGAGGCGAGGCCUGCCAUGACCUCGGCAGGGCAGGGCCCGACGUUCAGGAGGCGCAACUUCGCCACAGAAGACCAGUGGUACAGGUGCCUGGACUGCGGCGCGCGCUCCAAGGUGCAUGGGGGCCAGAGCGGCGCAGUGCAGGCGCCAGCGGUGCCUCGGG